GAAGUCGUGAUUCAUGGCGAUUUCGCCCUUUUGUCACGGCGAUAUAGUCUACAUCCCGUAUCUAACAAUUUAGAACCAGAACUAAAUACCUGAUUUCACUUGCAGCCAAAACAACAACAACAACCCAACUCUGAAUCAGUUUACAAAUUUUCUUCUCUGCUUCUCAAUUCUCAACCAGAAAUGAAGAGAUUGAAGAACUAUUGUAUGCACAUCCGGCACCAUCAAGCAAUGGAGCGGAAAUGGAUCUUCCCUUUAGCGAUUGGUUCCAUAGUUUCUGUGUUUUUGAUAUUCCUGACUACUCUUUCAUCUCAGGAUGGCACCUAUUUCCUACCCUUUUACCGUUCCAUUGAUUCCUUAUCUGGGUCGUCGGUUUUUGUCGAAUCCAAGCUCAAACCCAUACCAAUUUCUGACCUUCCGCCGCCACCGCGGUUUGCGUACCUCAUUUCCGGGUCAGCCGGGGAUGGGCGCAUGCUACGACGAACCCUUCUUGCCCUCUACCACCCGAGGAACCAAUACGUUGUCCACCUCGACCGGGCGGCCAGCCCUGCGGAGAGGCUCGAUCUGCAGAAUUUUGUCAAGGAUAAUCCGGUCUUUGCUCGGAUUGGGAAUGUCAGGAUGAUUGUCAAAGCCAAUCUGGUUACUUAUAAGGGACCUACCAUGGUCGCCAAUACCCUGCACGCAGCGGCAAUCUUGCUCAGGGAAGGAGGAGACUGGGACUGGUUUAUCAAUCUCAGUGCCUCUGAUUAUCCACUUGUUACUCAAGACGAUCUGCUGCAUGUGUUUUCUUAUCUGCCGCGGGAUCUAAAUUUUAUUGAUCAUACCAGCAAUAUUGGAUGGAAAGAGUUUCAAAGGGCAAAGCCAAUUAUUAUAGAUCCGGGCUUGUAUAUGGAGAAGAAGGCUGAUGUAUUUUGGGUUACACAGAGGAGAAGUGUGCCGACAGCAUUCAAACUCUUUACAGGUUCUGCUUGGAUGGCUCUUUCUCGUCCCUUCAUUGAUUAUUGUAUAUGGGGAUGGGAUAACUUGCCUCGAACAGUGCUUAUGUAUUAUGCAAACUUUAUAUCUUCCCCUGAAGGCUACUUCCAUACUGUCAUUUGCAAUGCACAAGAGUUUCGUAACACUACUGUGAACAGUGAUCUCCAUUUCAUAUCAUGGGACAACCCUCCUAAACAACAUCCUCACCACCUCAAGCUUGCUGACAUGCAACGAAUGAUUGACAGUAAUGCCCCAUUUGCAAGGAAGUUCCCUCGUGAUGAUCCAGUGCUUGACAAAAUUGAUUCCGAGCUCUUAUCUCGGAGUCCAGACAUGAUUAUUCCUGGAGGUUGGUGCAUAGGAGGUAGGGAAAAUGGGACUGAUCCAUGUUCUGUUGUUGGUGAUGCUACAAUCCUCAGGCCAGGCUCUGGAUCAAGAAGGCUGGAAACUUUGAUUAAUUCCCUUUUAUCUAGUGAGAAAUUUAGACCACGACAAUGCAAAUGAAAUGACCCUAAACAUGAGACUAUAGGCACUUCUCAUGCAGAUUGGGGUUGAUUUAUAUGAGAAGGUGGAGAUGAUAAAUCAGGUAGCCCUUGUUCUUUCUGGUAGGGGGAUAAAAGGAAUGCUGAAGUAUUCGUGAUCAGUCUGACUCACAUUAAGCAUGGAUGAGCUAAACUUUACAGAAGGAAAUAUUGAUUAUAAAAAGCUGGGAACCGCUGUAGCAUCAUGCACACUUUUGGGUAUCGUUUCCUUUUCAUUUACUGUGCUUACUAUGACCUAGCCAAUCUCAUUUAGCAAUUAGAAGCACAAUUUGGCAAGGUAAGUGGCAGAGAAAUGAAAUAUGGAAGGAAUUUUGUUGUAUGAUGCCUUGUAUUAGAACCGUAUGCCAGAAUGACAUCUUUUCUGUGUGUAAGAGUUUAGCUUCAUUAUCAGGAAGAAUGUUUCAUUCAUUUACCCCUUUUUUCUGGAUGUGCAAAGUAGAUAACUAGAUUUGCAUUUGCAAAAGAGAAUCAGAAAAUUGCGGUUUGUAAUCUUGCUUAUAUUUUAGGUGACAAUAGCACUGAUCCUCUCUGCUUAAGGAUACUCUGCUAGCCAAUAUACUAGUAUAACAAAU
Molecule: messenger RNA, 2083 nt
Organism: Rubroshorea leprosula
Lineage: Eukaryota; Viridiplantae; Streptophyta; Magnoliopsida; Malvales; Dipterocarpaceae
Source: the annotation of a GenBank genome assembly